Molecule: messenger RNA, 375 nt
Organism: Penicillium angulare
Lineage: Eukaryota; Fungi; Ascomycota; Eurotiomycetes; Eurotiales; Aspergillaceae
Product: U6 snRNA-associated Sm-like protein LSm7
Exons: 3
Coding region: 1-375 (124 amino acids)
Biological process (GO): mRNA splicing, via spliceosome; nuclear-transcribed mRNA catabolic process
Cellular component (GO): catalytic step 2 spliceosome; spliceosomal tri-snRNP complex; U2-type prespliceosome
Molecular function (GO): RNA binding
Source: RefSeq, a predicted model, not a curated record
AUGUCCGAACGAGGUUCAUUCCGCGGCGGUCGUGGGCGCGGCGGUGGUCGCCAGCCCCAACAGAAAAGUGGCGGUGGUGGCGGUGCACAGGAGAAACCUAAGAAGGAGAAUAUCCUCGAUCUCAACAAGUACAUGGACAAGGAGGUCCAGGUGAAGUUCAAUGGUGGUCGUGAAGUUACCGGAACCCUCAAGGGUUACGAUCAGCUUAUGAACCUGGUUCUUGAUGAUGUCAAGGAGUCUAUGCGGGAUGACGAGGGUAACUCAACCACCCGCUCACUGGGCCUAAUCGUCGCCCGUGGCACAUUGAUCGUACUCAUCUCCCCCGCUGAUGGCAGCGAGGAAAUCCCUAAUCCAUUCGUGCAGCCUGAGGAAUAA